Messenger RNA from Parnassius mnemosyne (clouded apollo), 1572 nucleotides. The record is from the annotation of a GenBank genome assembly. Lineage: Eukaryota; Metazoa; Arthropoda; Insecta; Lepidoptera; Papilionidae.
AUGGAGAACGAGUUCGUGGGCGGUUUUGGCCGUUGGCAAGUGCGGUUGGCAGCGCUGCUGGCACUACCCGUGCUGCUGACAGGACUCUACGGCACCAACUACGUGUUUUUAGCCGCAAAUACACCUUACAGAUGUCACAUAUCAGAGUGUGAAGACAACGACACCUUGCGCACGGUGUCACCGGAGACCUGGUCUCCGGCUUGGACGAGCUAUGCCUUACCACCUGACGAUGCUUGCGCGCGCCACCCAUCGGUCUCCGACACCUGCGACGAGGGUUCCUUCGACAACACCAGCAACAUCCGGUGCGAGGACUUUGUCUACAUGGAGCGGCGGAGUAUUGUGUCUGAGUUCAACCUGGCAUGUCAGGAGGGCAAGCGCGCAAUGGUGGGCACCGUGCACAACGUGGGCAUGCUUGUCUCUUUGCCCAUCAUGGGAUAUGUGUCCGACAGAUGGGGCCGCCGCGCGGCGCUGGUGGUGAGCGGAUGCGGUGCUGGCCUGCUGGGUUUGGUCAAGUCCUUCGCUGGCUCCUAUACUGCGUAUGUACUGGGCGAGUUCUUCGAGACUGUGUUAGGCGCGAGUGUUUACCCCGCAGCGUUUGUGCUCAUGAUCGAGUGGCUAGGAGUAGAACAGCGUAUCCUAGCAAGUUUGCUUCUCGGCAUACCGCUAUCUGCCGGUGCUGCUACUCUGGCGCUUCUUGACUAUCUGACUGGGUAUUGGAGGCUUUGGGCGCGGGUGGCCUACCCACCCUCCUUCCUGCUCCUGCUGUAUCCCUGGCUUCUGCCAGAGAGUGUGAGAUGGCUGGUAGCAAACGGCAAGUUGACUCAAGCCGCGAAAGUGAUAAAACAAGCGGCGCGAUGCAACAGGGUCGCUUUGCCGGAAGACGCGAUUGACAAGGCGCUCGCAUCGAAGUCCGAGCCCGUGCUGGACAAGAGUGAAGUAGACGACGAAGAGGAAGAAGAGAGCAUAUUUAGAGCUUUUGUGAAGUACGGCGAGCUGCGGCGGCGGCUGUUAACAUGCUUCGUUUGGUGGGCGUCGGCGGUGUUCGUGUUCUACGGGCUGGCGGUGCACGCGCACUUACUAUCGGGCAGUGCACACGCAAACUACGCUCUGCUGAGUGCCGCGGAGGUGCCGGCGCUGCUGCUCAACACGCUGCUGCUGGACCGCGCCGGCCGCCGCCCGCUACUGACCGCCGCGCUGCUGCUCACCGCUGCCGCGCUCAUCACCACCCCGCUGCUGCCCGACCCAAAUGGCGUGGGUGGAACAGCGCUGUUCCUGACGGGUAAGGUGGGCGCCACGAUGUCGCUGAACGUGCUGUACGUGUACACCGCGGAGCUGUUCCCCACGCGCGCGCGCCAGCGCCUGCUGGCCGCCUGCUCCACCUGCGGCCGCCUCGGCGCCAUCCUCGCACCACUCUCGCCGCUGCUGGCUGUGUACGGGUCGUGGGUGCCGGCGACGCUGCUGGGCGCGCUGCCGCUGGUGAGCGCGGCGCUGACGCGGCUGGUGCCCGACACGCUCGGCCGCCGCCUGCCCGACCGCUUCCGCGACCUGCGCCACCACCACCUGCUGCCCUGA